Linum tenue is the source of this 907-nucleotide messenger RNA. The record is from the annotation of a GenBank genome assembly. NCBI's taxonomy places the organism in Eukaryota, Viridiplantae, Streptophyta, Magnoliopsida, Malpighiales, Linaceae.
CAAAAUCCAGCUGUGGCGCUUCUGCUUCACUCUGCUGCGCACUCUGAAUUUCAUCAUCUCCUUUGCUCGUCUGCUAAAUUUUUUGCUAUAAAAUUCAGAGCCUUAAAUUUUAACGAAAACCCAAGCUAGCUAGCUGCACAGAUCUCAUUUUCUCCGCCCAAAAAAGAAACUUCAGAGAUGGCAGCUUCCACUAAUCUCGUAUCUUGUUCCUUUCUUCUACCACUACUACCAGUGUUGUUCUCCUUCUUUUCCACCGCCGUCGACGGCCUCACCGUCGGCGUCCAGGCCAUCGAUCGCCCCGGCGGCGUCGUUUUGAGCAAGGAAUGCAGCAGGAAGUGCGAGUCGGAGUUCUGCUCCGUGCCGCCAUUUUUGAGGUACGGGAAGUACUGCGGGCUGCUGUACAGCGGGUGCCCAGGGGAGAAGCCCUGCGACGGGCUGGAUUCCUGCUGCAUGAAUCACGACCUCUGCGUCCAAUCCAAGAACAAUGACUAUCUGAGUGAGGAAUGCAGCCAGAACUUGAUCAACUGCAUGAAGAACUUCAUCAAGUCAGGCGCACACAGCUUCAAAGGCAGCACCUGCGAGGCCACCGAUGUCGUCGAUGUCAUCUCUGUAGUCAUGGAUGCUGCCUUGCUUGCUGGGAGAUACUUGCACAGGCCUUGAUUCAGACUAAGAGUUCCAUAAACAGCUGUUACUAUUGUGUAUAAUCUUUCCCCUCCACUGCAUUUUGUUCCUCUUUUUCCACAAAACUUCCCACAACCAUGUAUAGAUGUGAUAGUUACUGAUGCUAAACUUCUUUUGUUGUGCUACUUCUAUACUUUAGUGCAAUGCAAAGAAACACAAACUUGGUUCUGCUAAUCCUGCAAAAAAUCCUUCUUUUUUAUGGUUUGGGAUCUUUAGUGGAAACAGG